This is a messenger RNA of Trematomus bernacchii (emerald rockcod), 1758 nucleotides long. Its product is annotated as synapse differentiation-inducing gene protein 1-like. The transcript has 4 exons. Gene Ontology annotation, cellular component: intracellular membrane-bounded organelle; membrane. NCBI's taxonomy places the organism in Eukaryota, Metazoa, Chordata, Actinopteri, Perciformes, Nototheniidae. The record is from RefSeq and is a predicted model, not a curated record. Bases 427 to 1116 code for a protein of 229 amino acids.
UAUGUCAAAUCCGUGGUCGGUGUUAAGAGUUUAUCUCGCGCCUCGUGCAGCCAAUCAGCUGGCUGGAGUCGGCUCAGCCUCAGCCAGAGUUGUACUGGAGAGCCUGAGCUCAGUGUGAUCGCCUGCUGUGCGUAAAAUCUACCUGUCAGACGCAGCCGCGGUGCCAUGGCAGGCAGAGCUAAGCGAGCAAAGUCCGGACUUCACACGGAAUAAGUUGCCUUUGAACGGAUGUUGCGCUGCGAUGGCAGUUUUUCCAAAACUGAUGAUGUGAAGUGGAAAGGUGCGUCCGUCCGUCUCCAUCGAAUCAGUUGCGCCGAGGAACGAUGCUGAGCAAAGCUGCGGGACGAUUUUCCACUACAGCUACCAGACUGGCACAUCUUUUUUGGACUUCACUCUGUGAUCUAUUAGACGUUUGAACCUGCCAACAUGGAGAGCCUCAGCGAGCUCCAGAACCCCCUGCUAGACAAAACCAGCAGACAAGCAGUGCACAACGAUUACCAGGGCUACCAGUGUGACUACCCGGGCCAGCCCUACCAGGACAGCCUCAUUGGCUACUACUACACUGGGACUAAUGGCAAGCAUAAGACUCAACAGUUCCUGGACGCCACAUCUCUGCAUCUGGCUGUGGAGGCCUUUUACAGGCCCAACUUCAUCCUGUACAAGGACGACGUGAGUCUCCACAGCAAGGACUCCAAGAGUGAGAGCUUUGAGACCACGUUCACAGAGAGUAAGGACACUGGGUUGGAUGGGGUUGCCAUAGAGAACCCCCUGGAUAGCACACAAGGAGAGAAGGAUGCUAAGAUACAGACGGUGUCGUACGAUGUGGAGGAGGAGCAGGGUCCUGAGUAUGAGAGUGACAGCUCCAGUGACAGUGAGAGCGAGGACAACUUCAUGGUGCUGCCCCCCCGCGAUUACCUGGGCCUCGCCAUCUUCUCCAUGCUCUGCUGCUUCUGGCCCUUGGGCAUCGUUGCCUUUUACUACUCUCACAAGGCAAGGCUAUUGCUAAGGGAGACUUCUCCAGAGCCGGGAUGGGCUCCAGGAGAGCCCUAUUCCUGGCUGCUCUUUCCAUCACCAUUGGAACAGGGAUGUAUGUGGGGGUGGUUGUGGCCCUCAUAGCCUACCUGUCAAAGCCUGGACACGUAUAGCGCUGGGUUUGCUUACAGGGAGAGAGAGAGAAAAAGGAGGCAAGAUGGGAGGAAGGGAAAUGGCGAGUAUGGACACCUGAUGGCGCGUGCCGGAGAGAAGAGACUUUACCAAAAAAGACGGAAAAUAAGAGAACAAGAUGUGUGGAUGGAAUAAGAUUUGGACAGCAUAUUCAUUCAAACAAAAAUCUUUACUCCUGGGAUGUACCACCACAAGAAGAAAAGCGGAGCAGGAUGACUACUUCCAUAAAGACUGAGCUGUACUAAUACGUCAGAAAAAAACUGAGCUCAUAUCAGUAAAGAGCUACCUUUUACCACAUUAGUCAUUUACAGCAGUUUUAUUUUUGUCUUUAUAGAUGUCUUCUCUGCCAGUACUAUUGCAGGUUGUGUAUUGUCUACCGUAAAUUCAUUUAUUGGGAAAACAGUCAGCCAGUGGGCUUUAAUGUGGUUGUUUGUUCAAGGAUUACACAGUCAAUGGAUCCAGGCGGUAAACAAAGACGCAGACUGCUAAUAGAAAGAAUAAAAAUGUACACAAAGUUUCUGAGCAGUUGUCGAGAGGGUGUUUUGUGUUUAUUGUGUGCUGUAAAAUUCAAUAAAUAAAUUUGGCAUGAAUAAU